This is a messenger RNA of Ilex paraguariensis (yerba mate), 1067 nucleotides long. The record is from the annotation of a GenBank genome assembly. Lineage: Eukaryota; Viridiplantae; Streptophyta; Magnoliopsida; Aquifoliales; Aquifoliaceae.
GACAAAAUUCCCAUUUUUUUUGUGUAAAAAUUAUCACUCCUACAAACCAAAGAGUGUGGAUGGCGGGUGCGGUGAAGGGCAGAGUGUGUGUGACAGGAGCAGGAGGGUUCGUAGGUUCAUGGAUGGUAAAGCUGCUUCUCUCUAAGGACUACACUGUCCAUGGCACCGUCAGAGAUCCUGGGGAUGAGAAGUAUAAUCAUCUGAAUAAACUUGAAAAAGCAUCUGAUAAUCUCAAACUCUUCAAGGCAGACCUGCUCGAUUACAACUCUCUCCUUGCUGCCAUCACCGGAUGUGACGGAGUAUUCCAUGUUGCCAGUCCAGUUCCUUCCAGCAAUGUACCAAAUCCUGAGGUAGAGUUAAUUGAGCCUACUGUAAAAGGUACACUUAAUGUACUCAGGGCAUGCUGCGAAGCAAAUAUCAAGCGUGUCGUGAUUGUAUCCUCUGGCGCUGCUGUAAUCAUGAACCCUAAGUGGCCUAAGGGUCAAGUGAAGGAUGAGACUUGUUGGUCUGACAAAGAUUACUGCAAGGAAACCAAUAACUGGUAUUAUUUUUCCAAGACUGAAGCAGAGAGUGUGGCUUGGGAGUUUGCGAAAAAAAAUGGGCUCGAUCUUAUAGUUGUGUGUCCAACCCUUAUUUUGGGGCCGCUACUGCAGAGCUCAAUUAAUGCUAGUAGUUUGGUUCUGGUUAAGCUUCUGAAAGAAGGGCAUGAAAAAGUAGAAAACAAGGUUUGGACGAUGGUAGAUGUACGGGAUGUGGCUGAAGCACUGCUAGUGGUAUAUGAGAAAAGUGAAGCUGAAGGAAGAUAUAUAUGCACAGCUCACAUGAUCAUGACCCAGGAUUCGGUGGAAACAUUGAAGAGGAUAUAUCCUACUUACAACUAUCCCAAGGGUUUUACCGAGGGAAAUGAAGGUGACGAACUGAGUUCAGAGAAAUUGCAGAAGCUGGGUUGGAAUUGCAAGGCAGUCGAGGAAACUCUGGUGGAUUCUGUUGAAAGCUACAAACAAGCUGGAAUUCUGAAGUAGAAAGGAUUGGCAUUAUAUUAUAGCUUUUGGAGGUUGACUGUCACC